Messenger RNA from Orycteropus afer afer, 1146 nucleotides. Lineage: Eukaryota; Metazoa; Chordata; Mammalia; Tubulidentata; Orycteropodidae. The record is from RefSeq and is a predicted model, not a curated record.
AUGACUGGAGGUGCUGAGGGUGAGAGGAAUCCAGGAUGGGUAGAAGAGGGCGAUGAGAUGCCAGUUAUGCCUGCAGAUGCAGUGGCGGGAGCUGUGGUUUGUCCCACUACCCCUCCUCUUGUAAGGGUCUUCCAGGAAAAGAUGCCCACCAGGGGUCCUGCUCUAGGAACUUACACGAAGCAAGUGGAUCUGUUAAUCAACAACAGCAGCAUUAUUAUCGGCAAGAAAGCCAAGAGGGGGGCGCGGCAGCUGGAAGAGACCAGGAGCAGGGCAGGGCUCGAGCCGGGCGGGUCGGGUCCAGGAGCGGAGCCGCCAAGACGCCAACCAACGGAGGAUCGUGACAACAGAGCGGGAUUGGGGCGGUCGGGAGAAUCCGGACGGCGAGCAAAGCGGCGAAGCAGGAGGACCAGGCUGGGCUUCGGGGAGUCGGGAGGGUCGGGCCGCGGACCACGAAACACAGCCGGGAAGUGGGCAGCAGAGCCGGGAGCACUGAACUCAGUCGCCACGGUGCCCGGACGCCGGCCUCACCAGCUCCGCAGCUUCGUUUCCGGGUUGGGGGCGGGCUCACCAAGUAGUUCCGGGGCGGGCGGCGGUUCCGGCUGUGCGGGCCGCGCCGCGGCUGCUGGUCCCGGGCGCGCGGAGGGCGCGAGCGUGACCAUCAUCUCAGGAUGUCUCUUUCUGGCCGCCGACAUCUUCGCCAUCGCCAGCAUCGCCAACCCGGACUGGAUCAACACCGGGGAGUCCGCAGGAGCACUCACUGUGGGCCUUGUGCGACAGUGUCAAACAAUCCAUGGACGCGACCGGACGUGCAUUCCUCCCCGGCUCCCCCCGGAGUGGGUGACCACACUAUUUUUUAUCAUCAUGGGAAUCAUUUCAUUGACUGUCACAUGUGCUUUGCUGGUAGCUUCCCACUGGCGAAGAGAAGCUACAAAAUAUGCUCGAUGGAUAGCGUUCACUGGAAUGAUCCUUUUCUGUAUGGCUGCCCUAAUAUUUCCAAUAGGAUUUUACAUCAAUGAAGUCGGAGGUCAACCUUAUAAAUUACCCAACAACACAGUAGUUGGGUCAUCAUAUGUACUUUUUGUCUUAUCAAUUUUCUUUACAAUAGUAGGACUUCUAUUUGCUGGCAAAGUUUGUUUACCAGGCUGA